AUGUCAAUAGGCCGCGCUUCUCACAGACUUGGCGUCGUUGAUAUUUACCCAUCGAAAAACACCAAACAACUUUUGUCACGGGCGGUGCCGAGAAUCAAAAUUAUCCAGACGUCUCUCAACAGCUGGCAGAUCCCGCCUCGCACUCAGCACACCUCAACUUCAGAAGGCCACAAUGCAGUUACAACCCUCAAUUACUUGACUCAUAUGUAUUACUACGCAGCGGAAGUAGAUCUAUCCCAAUUUGCAGCAUUUGUACCUGAAGAGACCAUGUUUUAUGCCGGCGACUCAUACAAAAAUAUGAUCCUCACCUCAGUGAAAACCUCACCGAUGGCGUCGAAGGAUUAA
Penicillium soppii is the source of this 345-nucleotide messenger RNA. RefSeq lists its product as uncharacterized. The record is from RefSeq and is a predicted model, not a curated record. NCBI's taxonomy places the organism in Eukaryota, Fungi, Ascomycota, Eurotiomycetes, Eurotiales, Aspergillaceae. The transcript is spliced from 2 exons. The coding region runs from base 1 to 345 and encodes 114 amino acids.